This is a messenger RNA of Alosa alosa (allis shad), 18410 nucleotides long. It is a transcript of the gene macf1a, whose product is annotated as microtubule actin crosslinking factor 1a. The record is from RefSeq and is a predicted model, not a curated record. Gene Ontology annotation, cellular component: microtubule; membrane; cytoplasm. Gene Ontology annotation, molecular function: calcium ion binding; structural molecule activity; microtubule binding. Gene Ontology annotation, biological process: intermediate filament cytoskeleton organization; regulation of microtubule-based process; regulation of focal adhesion assembly. Lineage: Eukaryota; Metazoa; Chordata; Actinopteri; Clupeiformes; Clupeidae.
CACACACACACCCUCAACCUCGCACGCCUACACAACACUCAUUGUGUGUCUGUGGAGGAAACCCACAGCGUAUCAAUCGGAUCAAUUCGCCCGAUGUCUCUCUGAUGGAGCCCCCUCUCUCUCUGGCUCCGGAGCCCUUCCUCCUCCCUCCUGGCUCUCUGCCUCUCUCCUGCCUGACGCGAGGAGCUCACAGCACCGGCUAGUAUCUCCAGCUGGCCCUCCUCUCUCUGUCCAGAGCUCAGCCCAGCCCAGCCCGGCCACAACCCCAACUCCAGCCUCCCGCCGCUGUAAUUAGAUUCAUAGACCGGAGGAGCUCCAGCAGCAACAGCAGCAGCAGCAGAGGAGAGAGAGCAGUAAGCGGAGCUCUGACACUGGGGGAGAGAAGUGCGGAGCUGCCGGCAUACUGUAUGCAGAGGGAUGGAUGUUCAGAGUGCUCCACAUGCCUAAUACUCUCUGGGGCCACAUGUGAGUCGGACUGUAGCUAUACAGUACGUGCCUGAACGUGCAACUGAAAACAGACCUGGAGGGGGCCUUUACAGUGGAACGACUGCUGAGCUGACAAAGACCAUGACCCAACGCGGCCAGGAGGAUUUAAAGCUGGCCUCUUUGUGAGGUGAUGUGUGUAGACGUUGCAGGUGUGUGCAUGUAUGUUUCGUGUGAGACGUCUCCUGAACUUGACAUCAUUCCCGACUUGCCUUUUUUGACCCGCGUGUACACACCAUACGUGAGAUUCUAGUCGCCGUGGCAGCAAAGGCGUCAACCCACCUCCCCCCCUCCGUUGCUCUUUCUGGAGAGCCAAGGUUCCCGAGGGAGCCUCCAACACAACCAACACACGCGCAUUUGUAGCUGUCGCCAACAACACUCACACAACGAGCUGAGGGGCAACAUGUGGACUACUGCCCCCCUGAGGGACUAGAAUCAUCCCAUGACGGUACCGCCCGCGCCCACAGAGGAUCAUGGGAAUGUGCUCAGACUGAGACCAAAGACUGCCUGUGCCUGUUCCGAAUAACUGUUCCUCUGUAGCCACAUGUUGAGCUUGCUGUCGUGACAUCCUCCGAUCGCUGCCAAAGAACUGCCACCAGCAUCAGGACAAUUACUACAACCUACGACUCCUCCAGCGGCUUCUGUUACAGCUGUUCUUGCCCUGCUGCCGCAACAGGAGGAAAGUCGGACAUCAAUAAUCCAUGUGGCGGCUUUCAGGGAAAAUACUGGAGCAUGGUUUUUUUUAUUUUAUUUUUUUAAUGCUCUGCGCCGUUACUGACGUGGAAAUCUCAGUCCAGAUAGAUCACUCCCCCGUGGCCAGGCUGCACGUGACCGCACAGGACCUGCUGACGAUGGAGCCGGUGUUUGUAUCCCGCUACCGGUGAUGCGCGGAUCGUUCGCUCACUCCCUGUACACACACACACACACACCGCAGGAGUGCGUGUGAGAGAGUGCAAGGAGGGAGAGUGAGUGAGUGUGUGUGUGUGAGUGUGUGUUCGUCUACACUGCUGCAGCGUCUGCGUAGCUUGAGAGAUCUCCGUUGGCAUUUUUGCAGUGGACCUCGGGAGCUGAUUUCUCGUCCAAUAAUUGUGCCAAAGAGUCCCGCAGUUAUUUGUUGAAGCUGUGGAACAGUGGACUGUGGAAGAAAAUUCCAAUGGAAACUAACACACUCUCAGGUAGGGCAUAACUUAUCUAGUAUCUGCACUGCCUAAAUUAGGAGAGAGAAGGAAAGAGAGAGAGUCAGAGAGGGAAAGAGAGGAAGAGAGAGAACAUCGGCAGCAGAAAUUAAAUUUUUCAUGAGGAGAGCAGCUGCAUAUGUUCUGCGGCGUGUCCUUGAAUUGAGGAGAACCCAACUGCCACUGUCCGUGCCACACGUGAGAGGGUCAUUCGUGGCAUUCGGCUGACUGAGGAAAAAACGACGAGAGAGAGAGAGAGAGAAAGGAGAGGAGAGAGAGACUAAUCAACAGGAGGAGAAUAUGUGGGUCUGCUGAAUUGGUGCAUGCAAGCCUGCUGUUCUGAAUAUCUAAAGACCAGACUGACGGAAGCAACCUAACCAACGGACUGUAUCAAUGAAAUAGUUCUCCGCUUGUCCACGGCCUGUUUGACAUUAUCUGUCUCCUCACAUUUCUAUACGUGUUAUCUGUCUUCUCACACUCCUGACGCUCUCGCUAGCCACACACACCAGCUCUCUCUGAUCUCUGUAAUGACACACGCCUCCCCCAGGGCGUGGGUGAGAAAGAGCUCUUGCUGAGCUGCUCUCUGUGAGAAGGACAGACAGACUGACGGACGGCGAUGGGGAGCUCCCUGGGGUGUGUGAAGGAGCCGCGGGAGGGGGCUCGGCAGGGCACCGCUCCCCUGUCCCCGACCCGCCUCCGCUUCCCAAGAAAAUCAAAAACGGGCCGGGCGGGUGAGGAGGAAGGAGAGAGGGUGCAGAGUCCAGAGGAGAAGGAGUUGGCGGCGGUGGAGGAGGAGGAGGUGGCCGUUGGACCGGACGAGGCUCCCAGCCUAUCGGAAAGCGCCGGCUUCUCCGAGACCCCGAGAGGGACUGAGCUGAGACCUCCGUCAGUGAUGGGAACCGUGAUUGAGGGGAGUGUGGGGUCAGUGCGGGGCAGCCGGAUCGCCAUUUUGUCCCCCGACCCCAGUCCUGCGUGGGCUGGAGCCUUCCACCGAACGGACCGGCCCGAGAGGGCAGGGGAUGAGCACGCGUCCGCCGACCCCCCUCAGGGCAGUGCCACUCCGGGAGGGGGCCGGGUGUGCCGCGUCCGGCAGCGUGUGCAAGGGGUGCCGGAGAGACCGCGCAUUGUCAAAGCCCGGCCGCCUGGGAAAGAAGAGGACCGAGCACAGCCUGAGCAGAGUGAGGAAGAGGAGGGGCCAGAAGAGGAAGAGGCGGAGCUAACCGAGGAAGAGGCGCAGAUUGCCGCAGGCGGUCAGGACCCUCGGCCCACAUCCUCAAGGAAGGAGCGCAAAGGCGUGGUGCACAUCCGGGAGGUGGGGGGCCGCCUGUGUGUGGUGCGGACGGUGUACCCAAGCGACUACGGCUCUCCGGUCUGGGGGGCAGGGAGGGGGCUGGAGGUGCAGGCCGAGCCCCCGGCAGCGUCCCCCGAGCAGGGAGGGGUCCUGCGGGUGCGUCUGAACGAGACGCAGGGGAGGGCGGUAGCGGAAGUGAGGGACGACACCCCCGUGGUGGCGCUGCACGACAAGGACGCCCCGUCUGCGCUGCAGGACCCCCAGUCCUCGGGCUACGUCAGCGAUGCGCAGCUCACCUCCACAGAGACAGGGGGCGCCCUGCAGACAGACUUUGGGGGGUUCACCAGCAGCUCCUCUGACAUGCUGGACUCGUCUGUGUUAGAGAGUCCGCUCUCACCUGCAGACAAGCCAGCCAGCGCCAACACCCAGAUCUCAGAGAUUUAUGUGAGCGGGGAGUCAGCUGACCUGACAGCAAAGGAGAAGCUGUUGCUAUGGAGCCAGCAGGCUACAGAGGGCUACCCCGGCCUCCGCUGCACCAACUUCAGCUCCAGCUGGAACGACGGACGCAUGUUCAAUGCACUGCUGCACAGAUACAGGCCUGACCUGAUCGACAUGGAAGUGGUGGCACGGCAGAGUAGCCGUGACAACCUAGAGCAGGCCUUUGAGAUUGCCGAGUCGCUCGGGGUAACCCGCCUGCUGGAUGCAGAAGAUGUGGACGUGCCUUCUCCAGAUGAGAAGUCCGUCAUCACAUACGUCUCUUCCAUCUACGAUGCCUUCCCCAAGAUCCCAGAGGGAGGAGAUGGCAUCGCCGCACACGACGUGGACCAGCGAUGGGCAGAGUACCAGUCUCGCUUCUCGUCUCUGCUGCAGUGGACACGCCAGCACACCAGCCUCAUGGCCAACAAAAACUUCCCUCAGAACCCUGUCGAGCUCAAGGCACUUUACAAUGAGUACGUCCAUUUCAAAGAGACAGAGAUCCCCAACAAGGAGCUGGAGAAGGGUCACAUUGAGCACCUUUACAAGCUGCUGGAGGUGUGGAUAGAGUUUGGGCGCAUCAAGCUGCCGGCAGGGCUUCACCCUAACGACCUGGAGGAGGCGUGGGGCAAGCUGAUCCUGGAGAUGCUGGAGAGGGAGAAGGCCCUGCGGCCGGCCGUCGACCGGCUCGAGCUCCUGCUGCAGGUCGCCAACAAGAUCCAGAAUGCUGCGCUGGACUGCGAGGAGAAGCUGACACUCGCCAAAAACACGUUACAGGCGGACAUGUCUCAGCUGGAGAGUGGUGGAAACGUGCGCUGCGAGCAGGAGCUGGCCGUCUACCUGCAGGACUGUGAGGCUCUGAUCCGACAGCUGAACGUGGACCUGCAGAUCCUCCGAGACGAGAAGUACUACCAGGUGGAGCAGCUAGCCUUCAGGAUAUCGUGCCUGCAGGAGGAGCUGGUCUCCCUGCGCCUGCAGUGCGCCAGUGUCUACAGGAAAGGACACUUUUCGGCCGGGUUAGUCCCGGGCGAAGCGCCCCUUCAAAGUCGCUCCGGGAGGGACGCCCUCUCAUUGGCCGGUCAAACCUUGCUGGGCGCCGCAGCAGGCGUAGCCAGCCUCCUUCGACGACCAAUGAGCCGCUCUGAGCUGGUGGCGAUGUCAUCAUCAGAGGACGAGGGAAGCCUGAGGUUCAUCUAUGAACUGCUCGGAUGGGUGGAGGAAACACAGGACCUGCUGGAACGGGCAGAGUGGGGUGCAGACUUGCCGUCUGUGGAGCAGCACCUGCAGGACCACCACAGCAUACACACAGCUGUCCAAGAGUUAUUACACAGCCUGAAGGAGGCCAGGAACUAUGAGUCGAGCGUCUCCCCUAAUUUCCGUAGCAGUUACUCAGAGACCUUAGCCAAACUGGAACACCAGUAUUGCAAAUUACUGGAACACUCGUCAUGGCGACUGCGUUGCCUGGAGAGCCUCCGUUCGUUUGUGUCGCGGUGCACAGAGGAGCUGAUCUGGCUGAACGAGAGGGAGGAGGAAGAGAUCUCCUAUGACUGGAGUGAAAACAAUAACAAUAUGGCUUCCAAAAGGGAGCAAUAUGCUGAGACAAGGGCAGAAGUGGAGGAGAAGCAGGAAGUGAUGUGCUCAUUACAGGAAACAGCAGACCAACUCUGUCUGGAAAAUCACCCAGCCAAGCAGACUGUGGAGGCCUACAGUGCUGCCUUACAGACUCAGUGGCAGUGGGUGCGGCAGUUGUGUGUAUGUGUGGAGCAGCACCUGAAAGACAACACAGCCUACUUCCAGUUCAUGGGUGAUGCACGGGACUGUGAGAGUUACCUGCGACAGCUGCAAGACUCCAUUAAGAGGCAGUACACCUGUGACAAGAACAGUAGACUGAGCCGCCUGGAAGACCUGCUGCAGGACUCCAUGGAGGAGAAGGAACAGCUGAUUGAGUACCGCAGCUCAGUGGCCAGCCUGGUGGGCCGGGCCAAGACAGUGGUCCAGCUCCGCCCCCGUGGAUCAGAAGGAACCCUGGGAACAACCACACCCAUCCGAGCCAUCUGUGACUACCGGCAGAUUGAGGCCAGUGUUCAGAUCACCAUUUCAAAGGGAGAGGAGUGUGUGUUGGAGGACAACUCCCAGCGCACUAAGUGGAAGGUCAUCAGCCCCAGUGGAAAUGAAGCCAUGGUACCGUCUGUGUGUUUCACCGUCCCACCACCCAACCAGGAGGCCAUCGAUACUGCGGGCCGUAUGGAACAGCUGUACCAGAAUGUGAUGUCUCUAUGGCAUCAGCUGCAUAUCAACAUGAAGAGCGUGGUCUCCUGGCACUACCUACAGAAGGACAUCAGGAACAUCUCCUCAUGGAAUCUGGACACGGUGCGCUCGCUAUCCUCAGCAGAGCGGCAGCAGCCCUUGGAGAACCUGGACGCUCACCUGGGAGACUUCCUGUCCGACAGCAAGGAGAGCUCUCUUUUCACCCCUGCAGAGAGGCGGGAGCUCGAGAGGGAGGUGGACGACUGCAGGAAACACUGCCAAUCACUGUUUGUCUCUAUGGAGACAGUUGAGAAGGAUGAGUCCAUCUCCCGUUCCUACCUGUCGGAGCUGCAGAGCAUCAAGUCUCACCUGGAGGAGGCGGAGCAGAGACUGAUGCGCGGCAUGCAGACGCCGCCCCCUAGCAACCUGAGUGGGGAUGUGGAGGACAACACAGUACAGAUUGCAGAGCAGGAGAAGCUGCAGCAGGAUCUAUCCGGUCUGCGCACCAAUCUGGGUGACGUGUCCCGGAAAUGCGUGAGCUUCUUCGAGGAGAAGCCGUCCUCGUUGUCCGUCCCCAUUCUGCGGUCCGAACUGAACCUGGCCGUGGAGCAGAUCGACCGGCUCCACUCUCUCUCCUCCGUCUAUCUGCAAAAGCUGAAGACGGUGGAUGUGUUGAUGCGUAGCCUGCAGACAGCGGAGUCUCUGGUCAGAAAGCAUGAGAGCCGACUGAGUGAGGAGGACUCUGUACCUGCAGACACACAGGCUAUACAGACACUGAGGGAGCAGCUACAGGGCUGGCAGAGGGAGUUGGCCGAGCAGGAGCCGGUGUUUGAGGCGCUGAGCAGCGAGGUGCAGCAGGCUCGUGAGGCCGGACACCAGCUCAGCCAGCUCCACCCUGACCGCAGCCCUGAGCUGGAGCGUUGCCAGGAGAGAGCCAGUCAGCUGAGCGAGAGGUGGAGCGGGGUCCGCAGACAGAUCGAGACGCGGCAAGUGGAGCUGGAGGCUCUGGGCUCUGCGCUGCAGCAGUACAGGGAGAACCACUCGUCUCUGAUCCGCUGGAUCGAGGAGACCACAGAGCGGCAGGAGAACACGCACCCUGGACAGACAGACAGCAAGGCCCUGUCCGAGCAGCUUGCCCAGCAGACGGCACUGGUGGCUGAGAUCGAAAGGAACCAGACCAAACUGGAUGAGUGUCAGACACAUUCUAAACAAUAUUGCACAGCUGUCAAGGACUAUGAGCUGCAGCUGAUGACCUUCAGAGCGUUUGUGGAGUCGACCCAGAAGACCCCAGUGAAGAGGAGGAGGAUGCACUCUUCGUCAGACACCAUUACACAGGAGUUCAUGGACCUCCGCACACGCUACACAGCCCUGGUUACCUUGACAACACAGCAUGUGAAGUACAUCAGUGAUGCCCUGAGGAGACUGGAGGAGGAAGAGAAAGAGGUGGAGGAGGAGCGCCAGGCCCGGGUGGGGCAGGUGUCUGAGCUACUGGGUUGGGUCAAAGGCAUCCAGGAACGAGCCCAAGUCGUCGAAAGGUCACAUGACCAGGACCCUAAAUCAUCACUGGCAGCACAGCAGGGCAUCAAUGAGCAGCUCGCUGCCAAGAAAGAGGAGGUCGCUGAGGCCAUCCGGAACACUGAGGUGUUCCUGCUGUCUAAACAGGCCAGCAUGUUGUCUCCAGAGGAGCGUGCUCAGGUGAAUGCCCAACUGGAGGAGCUCACCUCCACCUACAACCAGCUGUGCGACAGCUCCGCCCAGCAGGUGCAGCAGUUGGAGGAAACGCUGGCCAAGGAGGAGCAGCGCAAGGUGGUCCAGCAGCAGAAGGCGGAAUGUUCCCAGAAGUUAGAAGGCCUGUCCAUGUGGUUGGCUGGAGCAGCCAGCCUAUUGGCCAGUCAGAAGAAGGUUGGAGCAGAGUCUGGAGAUGUGAAUGAGCUGCAGCAGAGACAGAAGGAAUUGAAGGAUGUGCAGAAAGACCUUAAGACCAAAGGAGAGUCUGUGAUGGAGGCCAUUCGCUCAGUGGAGGAGUUCCUGGCUGAGCGUGGGGACAGCCUGAGCCCAGAGGAGCGUGCCAACCUGCAGGGGGCGCUAGCCCGCAUGAAGGAGCAGUACCACUCACUGACCGACACCACCCACUCAUCGCUGGCCCAGCUGGACACGGCCAUCAGCACCACGGUCCAGCAGAACACACAGAGAGCAAAGGCAGUAGAGGACUUGCAGGAAACUCAGGGGAAAAUUAACUCGCUGCUGGAGGAGCUGUCCUCAUUGGACCAGCCUGACCGGAGGCGAUCACUCGGAGAAAUGAUCGUCGAUUCUGCAUCCUCCCCUCCAUCACAGGGCAGCCUGCAAUCUCACAGUGGCAUGCUACAGGCGGAGCUGCAGCAGCUUCAGGAGCAGCAGGCGCACCUGCUGCAGGUGUCGCAGUCGGCACGUGAGCUGCUGGCCCAGCCGGACUCCGCCGUGCCCCCGGAGGAGAAGCAGCGUCUCCGCUCCCAGCUGGACCAACUGCAGAGCGAGCACCAGGAGCGGCUACAGCGCUGCCAGGACCAGCUGCGCCGUGCCGACGCCCUGCAGGACGAGCACGCCAAGUUCCUGCAGGAGCACGGAGACCUGGCCGCCUGGCUGGAACUGAGCGAGGGUCAGCUCCGCUCCCUGGGGGAAGGAGAAACCAACGCACAAGGGCUUAAGGAAAGACUAGAAGAGCACAAAAAGUUGGCGGAGGACGUGAUCUGUCACAAAGCAGACCUGCGCUUCGUGUCCAUCUCAGGUCAGAAGGUCCUGGACUCAGUCCAAGGGGCUCUGGAGAGGGUUGGUGGGGAGGACCCAGCUCUAGAAGAGACCAAACAAAUAGUCAGCGAUCGGCUCCAGGAUGCCACACAGCGUUACAGUGCACUACACAGCAAGUCCUCUGACCUGGGCUCCCGUCUGAGUGGACUCCUUGACCGGUACCAGCAGUACCAGGACGAUGCAGGUUUACUUGAGACAUGGUUGACAGCACAGGAGAAGACCCAGAGCAGCCUGAAGCUCAGUGGAGAAAACACAGACACACAGGCUCUACAGAAUUCACUACGUGCUAUACAGCUGUUACAGGACGAGCUGGCGGAACGCUCCCUGCAGCUGGAGAGGGUGAAGAGGGCAGGCCACGAUCUGACCAGUACUCAGGAGACGCCCACCCUCAAGGCAGCGGACGUCCUCAGCACCACAGAGCGUCUGGAGGGUCGUUUUGGCUCUCUGUCGGAGUCGGCGUCGGCCCGUGCAGAGCAACUCCAGACCGCCGUGGCCCAGUCGGUCAGCGUUCAGGAGGGUCUGAGGACGCUGCUCUCCUGGUUGAAUGGGCUUGCAUUGGCUCCAGGUCCAGUUCAGCCCACGGUCAAAGCCGUGCAAGAGGCACUCACUCAGAACCAGAAACUGCGUCAGGAGCUGCUGUCCCACCAGGGCAGUGUAGAUUCGACGCGCGACUCCGUGUCCAGACUCCUUCAGACAUCAGAUGCCACGGCGGCCUCCAGCCUCCAGGGGGAGCUGCAGGAGCUGAGCCAGCGCUACAGCUCGGCCCAGUCCCAGCAGAUGGAGCGGGAGGUGGAGCUCCGUGAGCUCCUGCCCAAGUUGGAGAGCUUCGAGCGCCUCAAUGGCGACCUGCGCAGCUUCGCCCAGAACCACCAGAGGGCGCUCAGCCCCGCAGGACAGCCAGACCGCAGUGUGGAGGAUUACAGACAGACCAUAGAGGGCAUAAGAUCGGACCUUACACAGGAGGCCGGCCAGCUGAAGUCAUUUGUGGAUCUGGGGAAAGACCUCAGCCAGUCGGCUACCCUCACAAACACACAAAGCCUUUUAGACGCAACCAAAGAGGUGGCUGAUGAGUUCACCCUGCUGGAGGCCAAUGUCAAUGACCGGUUCAACACUCUGCAGAACUGUGAACAGCAGCUGGCCCAGUUCCGCUCGCUCUCCGGCUCCCUCCUCAGGUGGCUGCAGGCAUCGCAGGAGCAGCUGCCUGCCAAAGAGCCCAGCCUCAACACUGAGGCGCUGCAGAGGAGAGCACAGCAGCUGGAGGAGCUGUUGGACCAGUGGAAGGCCCAGGGUGGGCGUGUGCAGGAGCUGAGUGGCAGCAGUGCCGAGCUGGAGAGCCUCAUCAUCAGCAUCACCACCCCCCACGGCAAGACCGGUGUGCCACAGGUUAAUGGUGCCAGCAGCCCCAGCAGUGUCAAUGGCAUACACACCUGUAAAGACCUGACCGAGAUCCAAGUCGCCGUGGCAGACGUGACCAGUCGCUAUGAGCAGCUGGGGACGGAGCUGACCCAGAGACUUCAUGCGAGGCGUCGCUGGAGCUGGCGUGGCCGGCACGUCUUGGCGGAACUCUCCCAUUGGCUGAGCGAACGCGAGCAGAGCCUGGCUGUCGGGCAGGCUGCCUCCCCAUCACGGCCGGAGGUGGUGCGGGUCCAGGCGCAGGAGAACAAGGCACUGCUAUCAGAGCUGGCAGAGCAGUCUGGGAAGGUGGAGGAGCUGAAGGGCACUUUGAAGAAGCUGAUCUCCGAGAACCCAGACUCCCCUGAGGUAGAGACCUGGAAGCAGCAGCUCAGGGACAUUGACUCGCGCUGGGAGAAGGCCAAUCAGACGGCAGCUCAGAGGCAGGCAGAGCUGGAGACGUGUGCUGAUAGGCUGGGCAGUUUUGCGUCGGCAGCCAGUCAACUCGGCCCAUGGCUCAAGGAGAAGGAGCUGAUGAUGAGUGUCUUAGGACCACUGAGCAUCGACCCCAACAUGCUCAACACACAGAAGCAGCAAGUGCAGUUCAUGCUGCGAGAGUUCGAGACACGCAAGCCGCAGUUCCAGCAGCUGACGCAGGCCGCCGAUGGCAUCCUCUCCCCAGCCGAGGCUCCCCAGCAGGACUCCUCGGAGCUGGCGGAGGUGCGUGCCGAGCUGGCCGACAUCUCAAGAAAGUGGGGGAGGGCCUGACAUCGCUGCCGGGCAAAUGGCCGCGAGCAGAUCGAGAGCGCCCAGGGCACCAGCGAGCGGCUGCAGGGCCUGCUGAAGGAGCUCGGGGAGCGCGUGGGGACGCUGGCCGAGACUGGACGUGCAGGGCUCGCUGAGCCCAGCCCGGCGCCAUCAGCCGACGGGCUGCAGGAGACGGAGAGGGUGCCCGAGCUGGAGCACCAGCGUCAGAUGGCCGAGGCCCAGAAGCUGUGCGACGAGCUGAGCGGCAUCGUGGCCGAACCCUACCUCCGCGACGAGCUUCAGAAGAGACUGGGGAGUGUCAGUGGGCCCCUCAGGAAUCUGGAGGAGAGAGCUGCGGAUGGCCUAUCACAGCUGCAAGCUGCUCUCUCCAGCACGCAGCAGUUCCAGCAGAUGUUUGACGAGCUGCGCAGCUGGCUGGACAAGAACGAGGGGGUCACGCAGACGGGCGCAGACGCCCUGCCGUGCCGUCCGGCGGCGCUGCGAGAGCUGCUGUCCCAGCACGAGGAGCUCCAGCGAGGCGUGGCCCAGCAGAGGGGUCACUACGAGCUCAUCCAGGCCGAGGGGGCCACCCUGCUGGCCUCACUGCCCCCUGGUGGUGAGGAGCGGGCAGCGCUGCAGGCCAGACUGACCACACUGAGACAAGACUGGGACAGGAUGAACCAGCUGCUGAACGAGCGACAGGCCCGGCUGAAGGAGACACUGGCCCGGGCCGACCAGUACCAGCAGCAGCAGAGCGACCUGGAGCCGUGGCUGGCCGAGAGUGAGAGGCGCGAGGCGGAGGUGCGGCCGGCGCUGGACGCGGCGUCCCUGGACGAGGCCCUGCAGGCGGUGCGGCAGCUCGGGCUGGACCUGGACCGCCGCCGGCCACAACUCGACACGCUGAACACCGCCGCCGACCAGCUGCUGGAGCUGAGCCGCGCCGGCGAGGAGGAGGUGCGCUGACGCAGAAGGUUUCCAACCGCUUUGGCCGACGGCCUGUCCGAAGGCUGUAGGUCAGCCUCCCACCAGCUGGAGGAGCUGACCGGGCGGCUGCGGGAGUUCGAGGACGGCCGGCAGGCGGUGGAGCGGCGGCUGGAAGCCGCACGGCACCAGAUCGAAGUCCAGGAGGCGCUGGGGCCGCAGGCGUGCAGCCAGAAGAGCCUGGAGCGUCUGCGCAGCCAGCAGGAGGCGCUGCACUCGCUGGCCUCACAAUUGUCCUACCUGAAGGACCUGGCCCACGGCCUGGUGCAGGACGCUCCGCAGACCACAGGGGCUGCCGUCGCCGAGGGAGCCCAGAGACUACAGCAGCAGGCCCAGGACACAGAGAGAGAGUUUGGAGACGUCAACGAGAAGCUUGAACAGUGCUGUUCGUCUCUGGAGUCACGUCUUCAUGGCGUUGGUGAGGUGCAGUCGCGCGUGCGCGACGUCUUCUCCCGCCUGGCCGACCUGGACGACGAGCUGGACGGCCUGAGCCCGGUGGGGCGCGACGCCGACUCGCUGGCCUCGCAGGCGGAGGCGGUGCGGGGCUUUCUGGGGCGCGUGGCGGCGCUCCGCGGCGACCUGGAGGGUCACGGCGGCGACUGCACGGCCAUGCUGCGGCGCGAGGGCAGCUCGCCCGAUCUGCUGGCGCCCGCCCCGGUGACCGAGGGCGCGGGCAAGCUGGCCGAGAGGGGACAAAGGCUACCGGGGCAGAUCGAGGGUGCCAGCGAGCGCGUGCACGACUUCUAUGAUCACGUGGGCAAGCUGCAAGGCUUGCUGGGACAUGCAGAGGACAGCUUGGCAGCGCAGGGUGCCGUGGGAACAGAGGUGGAGGUCAUCAAGCAGCAGCUGCAGGACUUCAAGGCUCUGGAACGGGAGCAGGUGGACAGCAUCCAGCCCAAGCUCCAGCAUGUGAAUGCGGUCGGCCAGGGUCUUAUUCAGAGCGCAGCCAAACACACUGACACGCAGGCGCUAGAGCAUGACCUGGAGACGACAAACCUGCGCUGGAACUCACUCAACAAAAGGGUGGCUGAACGCAUUGCCCAGCUCCAAGAAGCACUAUUGCAUUGUGGGAAGUUCCAGGAUGCACUUGAGCCUCUGCUGAGCUGGCUCAGUGACACGGAAGAGCUCAUAGCCAAUCAGAAGCCUCCAUCAGCGGAGUACAGGGUGGUCAAGGCACAGAUCCAGGAGCAGAAACUCCUGCAGCGUCUCCUUGACGACCGGCGGGGCACUGUGGAGAUGAUCCGGGCAGAGGGAGCGCGCAUUGCCGUUACCGCGGAGACGCAGGACCGAGACAAGAUCCAGAAACAGCUGGAGAGUCUGGGCCAGAGGUGGUGUGACCUGCUGGAGAAGGCCAGCGCCAGGCAAAGGCAGCUGGAGGAGUUGCAGGUGCUGGCUCUGCAGUUCCACGAGGCAGUGGAACCUCUCGGGGAGUGGCUUAGUGCCACAGAGAGGCGCCUCACCACAGCCGAACCAAUGGGAACCCAGACCUCCAAAAUCACCCAGCAGAUCGCUCGGCACAAGGCCCUCAAAGAGGAAAUUACAUCACGGGGGGUGGAGGUUCAACACCUGGAGUCUGUGGGCCAAUCACUGACCCCACUGAGCAGCCCCGCAGACUGCGAUUGGCUGCGGGAACGUGUGGGGGCGGUGCGCACUGGGCACAGUGAGCUACUCGAUCGGUGUUUGCGGCGAGAAGCCAUGCUGGACCAGGCGCUGGCUAACGCCCAGCUGUUUGGCGAGGACGAGGUUGAGGUGCUGAACUGGCUGGCUGAGGUGGCCCAGAGGCUGGCCGAGGUGUCAGUCCAGAGCUACCUGCCUGACCAGCUAGCCCAGCAGCACAAACACACACUGUCCCUGAAUGAGGAGAUCGUCAGUAGAAAGAAGACUGUUGACCAAGCCAUUAAGAAUGGACAGGCCCUACUGAAGCAGACUACAGGCGAGGAGGUGCUGUUGAUUCAGGAGAAGCUGGACGGCAUCAAGAGCCGCUACGCUGAGAUGACCGCCGGGAGCAGCAAGGCCCUCCGCACACUCGAGCAGGCUCUGCAGCUUGCCACGCGGUUCGCCAGCGCCCACGAGGACAUCAGCCAGUGGCUGGACUCCGUGGAGACAGAGCUCAACAACAUGGAGCCAGACAACACGCCAGCCUAUCAGGACAGACAGAAGGAGCUGAAGUGCGUGGGCGCAGAGAAGCGUCUGGUUCUGGACACGGUGAACGAGGUCGGCAGCGCCCUGCUGGACCUGGUGCCAUGGAGGGCCCGGGAGGGGCUCGACCGCCUGGUGGCCGACGCUAACCAGCGCUACCGCCAGGCUGACGAGACCAUCGCCCAGAGAGUGCAGCAGGUUCAAGCUGCCAUCCAGAGGUCACAGCAGUAUGAGGAGGCUAUUGACGCUGAGCUGACCUGGCUCGGGGAGACGGAGCGUAAGUUGGUGUCCUUAGGACCCCUCAGCCUGGAGCCAGACGUGACUGUGGCCCAGAUGCAGGUCCAGAGGGCCUUCAACAUCGACAUCAUCCGCCACAAAGACACCAUCGACCAGCUGAUCAACACCCGAGAGGACAUCCUGGAGACGUGCAGCGACCAGCAGAAAGACACGCUGAAGGUGAAGACCGACUCGCUGAGUGCGCGGUACGAAGCAGUGAGCCAGAGCCACUCGGAGCGGUUCUCUGCACUGGAGCAGGCCCAGGUUCUGGUGGCCCGGUUCUGGGAGACCCACGAGGAGCUGGACCCCUGGCUGGGUGAAACUGAAGCGAUGAUCAGCCAGCUCCCCCCUCCAGCCAUCGACACCGAGGCCCUGCGUCAGCAACAGGACCAGAUGAGGCUGCUGAGGGAGUCCAUUGCUGAGCACAAGCCCCACAUCGACAAGCUUCUCAAGAUCGGCCCACAGCUGGCUGAGCUGAGCGCACAGGAGGGGGCGACAGUGAGGCAGCGCUACACCAGCGCAGAGCAGCGCUACCAGGCCAUCAAGCAGGAGGUCAAAGGUCGGGCUGCUGCUCUGGACGAGGCCGUAUCUCAGUCCACUCAGCUGGUAGAGUUCCAUGAUAAGAUGGACCCCCUGCUGGAGACUCUGGAGGGGGCCGUGCAGAGGCUUAGGCUGCCCCCGCCGGUGGCCGCCGAGGUGGACAAGAUCCGGGAGCAGCUGGCCGAUCAUCGUGCCCAAGGGGUGGAGCUGGACAAACUGCUGCCCUCGUUUAGCGCCCUGUGUGCCCGCGGGGAGGAGCUGAUCACGCGCGCCUCACACAACGACCCUGCCGCUCAGGCGGUGCGUGCUCGUCUGCUGCGUCUCCGCUCUCUGUGGGAUGAGAUCCGUCAGCGGGCGGAGGAGCGCGAGGGCAAGCUGACGGACGUGCUGGACCUGGCCGGAAAGUUCUGGGCCGACAUGGCGGCGCUGCUCAGCACGCUCCGAGACUCGCAGGACAUCGUGAAGGAACUCGAGGACCCCGGCGUCGACCCGUCGCUUAUCAAACAGCAAAUCGAGGCGGCAGAGGCGAUAAAGGCAGAGACUGACGGUCUGAGGGAGGAGCUGGAGAUUGUGCGAACCCUCGGCGCUGACCUCAUCUUCGCCUGCGGAGAGACAGAGAAGCCUGAGGUCAAGAAGACCAUUGAUGAGAUGAAUGCGGCGUGGGAGGGCCUGAACCGCACGUGGCGUGAGAGAAUGGAGCGGCUGGACGAGGCAAUGACCGCCUCAGUGCAGUACCAGGAUGCUUUGCAGGGCAUGUUUGACUAUCUGGACAACGCUGUGAUCAAGCUGUGCGAUAUGCCUCCGGUGGGGACAGACCUGAGCACUGUCAAACAGCAGAUAGAAGAACUCAAGCAAUAUAAAGUGGAGGUGUAUCAGCAGCAGAUCGACAUGGAGAAGCUUUGCCACCAGGGGGAGCUGUUGCUCAAGAAAGUGACGGACCAGACAGACAAAGACAUGAUCCAGGAGCCGUUGACUGAACUGCGCCACCUGUGGGACAACCUGGGCGAUAAGAUCACACUCAGACAGCACAAGCUGGAGGGCGCCCUGCUGGCCCUGGGACAGUUCCAGCACGCUCUCUCCGAGCUGCAGGCCUGGCUGAGCCACACUCACGCCACACUGGACACCCAGAGGCCCAUUGGCUCCGACCCCAAAGCCAUCGAGAUUGAGCUGGCCAAGCACCAUGUCUUGAGAAACGAUGUGCUGUCGCAUCGCUCCACGGUGGAGACGGUGAGCGGCGCUGGCUCGGAGCUGCUGGAGUCGAGCCCCGGGGACGAGGCCAGCCACCUGAGAGACCAGCUGGACGAGCUCAACUCCAGCUGGGCCCAGCUCCUCCUCAAGGCCGAGGAGAGACAGAAACUUCUGGAGGCCGCUCUGCAUCAGGCGGAGGGUUUCCAUGGUGAGCUGGAAGAGUUUCUGCAGUGGCUGCGGCGGACAGAAAGCCAGCUGUCUGCUGCCAAACCGACUGGAGGCCUUCCUGAGACGGCCCGCGAGCAGCUACAACAACACAUGGAGCUGCAGGAGCAGCUGAACCAGCGGGGUGAGAUGUACCACCGGCUACUGGACCAGGGCGAAUCCAUGCUCCUGGCCCGUGGCGGGGACGAUGGCGGACCCGGCGCCACCCAGACCCAGCAGAACCUGGCCAUGCUGCAGAACAAGUGGGCCAGCCUCAACACCAAGAUAGACGACAGAAGGGCUAAACUGGAUGAGGCGGUCUCACUGGCCACAGGCUUCCAGUCUUCUCUGCAGGACACCAUCAACUGGCUGACCCAAGCAGAACAGACCCUUAACAUGGCCCAGCCCCCCAGCCUCAUUCUGGACACCGUGCUCUUCCAGAUCGAUGAACACAAGGUGUUUGUGAACGAGGUGAACACCCAUCGUGAGCGGGUUCUGGCCCUGGAGAAAGCCGGCUCUCAGCUUCGUUUCGCCAGCCUGAAGCAGGACGUGGUUCUGAUCAAGAACCUCCUCCUGAGCGUGCAGGCGCGCUGGGACAAGCUGGUGCAGCGGUCGCUGGACCGGGGCCGACACCUGGACGAGGCCCGCAAGAGGGCCAAACAGUUCCAUGAGGCCUGGAGGAAGCUGUCGGACUGGCUGGAGGAGGCAGAGAGCAGGCUGGACUCCGAGCUGGAGAUCUCCAACGAGCCCGACAAGAUCAAAGUGCAGCUGGCCAAGCACAAGGAGUUCCAGAAGGCUCUGGGCUCCAAGCAGCCGGUGUACGACACCACGGUGCGCUCGGGCAGGGCCAUGCGUGACAAGGCCUCCCUCGCCGACGACACCCAGAAGCUGGACCACCUGCUCGGGGAGGUGCGGGACAAGUGGGACACCGUCUGUGGCAAGAGUGUGGAGAGGCAGCACAAGCUGGAGGAGGCGCUGCUGUUCUCAGGUCAGUUCGCAGAGGCUCUGCAGGCGCUAGUGGACUGGCUCUAUCGGGUUGAGCCGCAGCUCAGUGAGGACCUAUUCGUGCACGGAGACCUGGACCUGGUCACCAAUCUCAUGGACUCGCACAAGGCCUUCCAGAAGGAGCUGGGAAAGAGGACGAGCAGCGUCCAAGCGCUGAAGCGCUCCGCCCGCGAGCUCAUGGAGACCGGCCGGGAUGACACCGCCUGGGUCAAAGUUCAACUGCAGGAGCUUAGCAACCGCUGGGACACAGUGUGUGCGUUGUCCGUCAGCAAGCAGACGCGUCUCCAACAGGCCCACAAGCAGGCUGAAGAGUUCCGGGUGGCGGUGCAGAGCCUGCUGGAGUGGCUAUCGGAGGCGGAGCAGACACUGCGUUUCCGCGGCGUGCUGCCCGAGGACGUGGAGACGCUGCAGGUGCUCCUGCGCGGCCACCGGGAGUUCAUGCAGACGGUGGAGGACAAGUGGACCGACGUGACGCGCGCCGCCGGCAUGGGCGAGGCCAUCCUGACCGUCUGCCACCCUGACUGCAUCACGACUAUCAAACACUGGAUCACCAUCAUCAGGGCGCGCUUCGAGGAGGUGCUGACGUGGGCCAAACAGCACGAGCAGCGUCUGGACACCGCACUGAAAGAGCUGCAGCACAACGCAUCGCUGCUGGAGGAGCUGUUGUCAUGGCUACAGUGGGCAGAGACCACUCUGGUUCAGCGGGACACGGAGCCCCUCCCUCAGGACAUCCCUCAGCUGAAGUCACUAAUCACAGAGCACCAGGUGUUUAUGGAGGAGAUGACUAGGAAGCAGCCUGAUGUUGAUCGUGUCACCAAAACAUACAAGAGGAAACCAUCCGACACCCCCAGCAGCCUGGCAGAGAGGAGGGGAACUCGUAAACACCAGCAGCAGCAGCAGCAGCAGCAGCCCGCGGUGCAGGUGGCAGGGGGCAACCCUCGGCUCACUCAACUGUGCUCGCGCUGGCAGCAGGUGUGGCUCCUGGCCCUCGACCGCCAGCGGAAACUCAACGACGCCCUCGACAGGCUGGAAGAGCUCAAGGAAUUUGCCAACUUUGACUUUGAUGUGUGGCGGAAGAAGUACAUGCGCUGGAUGAACCAUAAGAAGUCCCGUGUUAUGGACUUCUUCAGACGCAUUGAUAAGGACCAGGACGGCAAGAUCACACGGCAGGAGUUCAUUGAUGGCAUCCUGGCCUCAAAAUUCCCCACCAGUAAGUUGGAGAUGUCUGCAGUGGCUGACAUCUUUGACCGGGAUGGUGACGGCUACAUCGACUACUAUGAGUUUGUGGCAGCGCUGCACCCCAACAAAGACGCCUACCGGCCGACCACCGACGCAGAUAAGAUUGAGGAUGAGGUCACCAGGCAGGUGGCACAGUGUAAGUGUGCCAAGAGGUUCCAGGUCGAGCAGAUCGGAGAGAACAAGUACAGGUUCUUCCUUGGAAACCAGUUUGGGGACUCCCAGUAGUUGCCUGGUGCUGGAUCCUC